CUGCCUCAAAGUGACUACGGAUCAGGCAGUGUUUAAUGAGUGGUCAAGGCCAACCUCUGCUCUCCCAGAAAAGAAGAAAUGCUCAUCUGAAAUUCAUCAUGUUUCUGCUGUCUUCAGAUUGACCAAACAUUGAAAAGAGCACAAGAAGAAGCAGACCUAGCGCCUCUGGCCUUCCCGUUGAAAGCAGAGUGUUCUCGGACAGCAAGAUAUGUCAGAGACCUCCUCUCAUGACUCCUUCUACGAUUCCCUGUCAGACAUGCAGGAAGAAAGCAAGAAUGCUGAAUUCUUCCCAGAGCUCUCUGCUUUUCUCAGCCAGGAAGAGGUAAACAAGAGCCUGGAUCUGGCGCAGAGAGCAAUAGCUAACUCCGAAACAGAAGAUUUUGACUCGGAAAAGGAGAUCUCACAGAUUUUCAACCCCUCUCCUGUAAGCCUCUGUGAAAAUCCUUUCCACCAGGAGACCAAAUUGACUGAACAAACCUCACAAAGACCUCAAGAUAACAGGCCAACAGCUGUCCAGCCUUUGGCAGAAAGACAAACUAAAAGCAUCUCUUCACCUGUUUCAAAGAGGGAACCUGCCAUGUCACCCUUGCUCGCCAGCCCCAGCUAUAUCCGGAGCCUCCAAAAGGCUGAAAAGCGUGGAGCAAAAACUCCCGGCACAAACGUAAAGGCUAAACCUGCCCAUCGGGGUAAGGCUGGCCCCCAGAGCCAGCUGUGUGAAAAGGCAGCUCAUUUCAUCGAGGAGUUGACAUCCAUAUUUAGAGAAGCAGCAAAGCCAAGAAACAAAAGUCCAAAUGGGGAGUCCUCAUCCCCAGAUAGUGGGUACCUGUCUCCUAAAAGUCAGCAAUCAGCCCUGCUGAGUGCCUUGGCCACCCAGAGCCCCACACAAGACCAGCAGGAGCUGGAAGCCGAGGUCAAGCCACCUGAGGCCAGGCAUUGUCACCAGGCAGCCCAAGACACAGUGGAGCCACGUGCCAACCCGGCUCACCCACAACCCCGGAGCGCGCUGCUCUUCCCGUCUGCUCCUCGGUUCCUCGAAAAGCUCCAGAGCCAAGAAGUGGCAGAAGGCAGGAGAGUCUUCCUGCAAUGCAGAGUCAUUGGAAACCCAGCUCCUCGAGUCAGGUGGUUCUGUGAUGGGAAGGAGCUGCUUAGCUCUCCAGACAUCCAGAUCUGCGUGGGGGGCAAUCUCCACACACUGGUCAUAGCUGAGGCCUUUGAGGACGACACAGGUCGCUACACCUGCCUGGCUACGAACCCCAGUGGUUCAGACUCAACGUCUGCCGAGGUGUUCAUCGAAGGUGCAAGUUCAACAGAUUCUGACAGUGAAAGUUCAGCUUUCAAAUUAAAACCUGGAGUUAUGCCACAAGCUCAAAAGAAAACGACUUCUGUUUCCUUGACAAUAGGAGCAUCAUCUCCAAAGACAGGAGUGACCACUGCUGUAAUCCAGCCGUUGUCUGCCCCUAUUCAGCAGGUUCAAAGCCCAACUUCAUAUCUCUGCCGAUCUGAUGGAACCACUGCUGCCUACUUUCCUCCUGUGUUUGCCAAGGAAUUGCAAAACACGGCCGUGGUGGAGGGCCAGGUGGUGGUCCUGGAGUGCCGAGCCCGUGGAGCGCCCCCUCUGCAGGUGCAGUGGUUCCGGCAAGGGAGUGAAAUCCAAGACUCUCCAGAUUUUAGAAUUCUACAGAAAAAGCCUAGAUCUACAGCUGAACCUGAGGAAAUCUGCACCCUGGUUAUUGCGGAAACAUUCCCUGAAGACGCAGGGAUCUUCACAUGCUUGGCCAGAAAUGAGUAUGGGUCGGCCACAAGCACUGCCCAGCUGGUUGUCAUCUCGGCCAACACUGAGAACUAUAGCUGUAACUCAGCAGGCGAGUCCAGUGAUGAUCACUUCCAGCACUUCCCAUCUUCUGCUCCAGUCUUGGAGACAGAUUCCCCCAAGUUGGCUUCAAAGAGACCCUCUGAGAUGUGGCAGGGGAGCAGCCUCAAGUCAGGCCUGAGCACGGCAGCCCUUCACACACAGUGCAGUUCUGCAGAGAGGGAAACCAAAGGGGUCCAUCUGCACCACGGAGUAAACGGGCUGAUUAAUGGCAAAGUGAAUGAUGACAGAGCACUUCCAGCACCUGCUGUCCUGCCUUCACCCAGUAAGGAGCCACCACCUCUGCUGGCCAAACCCAAACUGGACCCUCUGAAGCUCCAGCAGCUACAGGCCCAGAUCCGCCUAGAUCAGGAGGCCUCCACCCCAUACCUGCCAGAGCCCAUGAGCGCACUGGCCUCACACCGCACCCCAGCCAUGCAGCCCGCGGGCGCCUUCAACUACGCACGCCCCAAGCAGUUCAUUGUGGCCCAGAGCCUGGGGUCCCCCGCUGGCCCUGGGUCCCCAGCCUCCAGCCCAGGCUCCUCCAGCCUCCCAUCACCGCUGUCCCCGCAGCCCCGGCCCUUUGGCCGUGCGCCAGAGUCGCCCUGGAGCCCGCGGGGCCCAACCCCAUCGCCUCCACCGCCGCCGCCCCCAGCCCUCAGCCCCACUGCUGCCUUCCCAGGGCCUGAUGUGUUCCCACCACCACCACCCCCAUUGCCCGGCCCUGGCCUGGCCCUGCACGGAGCUCCACAUGAUGCCCGGCCCAGCCCGACACCUGCCGCCCUCCUGCGUGCCCUGCUGCCCAUGCCACCACCACCCUCAGUCAAUGCCUUGGGGCUGCCCAGGGCCGUCACCCCCGCGGGCUUUCCAAAGAAGGCCGGCAGGACUGCCAGAAUAGCCUCUGAUGAGGAGAUCCAAGGCACAAAGGAUGCUGUCAUUCAAGACCUGGAACGGAAACUUCGCUUCAAAGAGGACCUUCUGAACAACGGCCAACCGAGGUUAACAUAUGAAGAAAGAAUGGCUCGGCGACUAUUGGGUGCUGACAGCGCAACCGUCUUCAACAUCCGGGAGCCAGAAGAGGAGCCAGCUAAUCAGGAAAUUGGGUCUCCUCAUGCUUCUGUAGGGAAACCUCUGGAUGGUCAAAAGGAGUACAAAGUCUCCAGCUGUGAGCAGAGGCUCAUCAGUGAGAUUGAGUACCGGCUGGAGAGGUCUCCUGUGCAAGAGUCAGGCGAGGAAGCACCCUUCGUGGAUGUUCCUGUGGACAAGAGGGUGGCCCCGAUCUUUGAGAUGAAGCUGAAACAUUACAAGAUCUUUGAGGGGAUGCCAGUGACUUUCACCUGUAGAGUAUCUGGGAAUCCAACGCCAAAUGUUUAUUGGUUUAAAGAUGGGAAGCAGGUAUCUCCCAAGAGCAGUCACUAUGCCAUUCAGAGAGACCCAGACGGGACCUGCUCCCUCCACACCAUGGCCUCUACCCUGGACGAUGAUGGGAAUUACACCAUCAUGGCUGCAAACCCUCAGGGCCGCACCAGCUGCACUGGACGGCUGAUGGUCCAGGCUGUCAACCAGAGAGGCCGCAGUCCCCGCGCCCCCUCAGGCCACCCUCACGCCAGAAGGCCUCGAUCCAGAUCAAGAGACAGUGGAGAUGAAAAUGAGCCGAUUCAGGAGCGAUUCUGCAGACCUCACUUCCUCCAGGCCCCUGGAGACCUGACUAUUCAGGAAGGAAAACUCUGCAGAAUGGAUUGCAAAGUCAGUGGGUUACCAAACCCAGAUUUGAGCUGGCAGCUCAAUGGAAGGCCCAUACGGCCUGACAGCACUCACAAGAUGCUGGUGCGCGAGAACGGGGUACACUCCCUGAUCAUAGAGCCUGUCACAGCUCAGGACGCCGGCAUCUACACAUGCAUCGCCACCAACCGGGCAGGGCAGAACUCCUUCAGCCUGGAGUUGGUGGUUGCAGCCAAAGAAGUACACAAGCCCCCCAUGUUCAUUGAGAAGCUGCAGAACACAGGGGUUGCUGAUGGGUACCCCGUGCGGCUGGAGUGCUAUGUCUCAGGAGUACCACCACCACAGAUAUUUUGGAAGAAAGAAAAUGAGUCACUCACUCACAGCACUGAUCGCGUGAGCAUGCACCAGGAUAGCCAUGGCUACGUCUGCCUGCUUAUCCAGGGAGCCACCAAGGAUGACGCUGGGUGGUACACCGUGUCAGCCAAGAAUGAAGCAGGGAUUGUAUCCUGCACUGCCAGGCUGGAUGUUUACACCCAGUGGCAUCAGCAGCCGCAGAGCACCAAGCCAAAGAAAGUCCGGCCCUCUGCCAGUCGCUAUGCGGCACUUUCGGACCAGGGACUAGACAUCAAAGCAGCCUUCCAGCCUGAAGCUAGCCCAUCCCACCUGGCACUGAGCACUGCCUUGGUGGAAAGUGAGGACCUGUGACCAGCUCUCUUGUUGGUGCUGAAACACCAAGACAGCCACUGCCUUGACCAACAUGCUCCUUUGUCACCUUAUGUAAAAGUGACUGUAAGAAAUAAACACCAAAAUAAUAUUUUUCUUACUUGAUAUACCAAAUUUAGCAUUUAAGUAGGUGAUGCUAAUAGAAGUAUACACAUUGCACAGAAAAUUCACAUUUAUUGUCCAAUUUGAUACUUUUGGGUUUGCUGUCAUUAAAGUGAUCUGAAAUGCUAAAAUGCUAAGGAAAUCAGUUGUUCACAGGAAACCACGUCGGUGUUACCUACAAGUGCCUUGAACACAGCUCUAGGUGCCACACAGCAAGAUGGCAUGAAACGCUGAAUGUGAGGCAGCUGUGCCACAAACACAACAGCGACUCUGAGACUGUUCAGACAGCUGCAGUGAGCCAAGUGCAAUAUGUAAGGAUGAGAGAGGAAGAGCUGAUAGAGAAAGCCAAGGAAAUGCCUUGUCUUUGUAAACGGUUUUUUAUUAAAUCUUGCUUUAAAUUUUAUUAGCAUUAAGAGUUUUCUAACAAGGUUAAUACUUUACUUUUUAACGUUUUUUUCUUUGUGUGUAGUAUUUUCUUUCCAUGCUACCUUGGUAGGAAGCUUAUAUAGACCAUAUUAAAAGGCUAAUUUAAAUAUAAUUAAUAUAAAGUAUUCUGAAUAAAGCAGAAAUAUAUUACAGUCCAUUCCUCAAAAGGUACCCAAAGUACCGAAAUGACUGAGGUAUACGGUAUUUGAGGGACACAGGGGUCUGUGAGAACUAGGGAGAAUUAAGGAAGGUGCCACCAGCACAAUUACAUUGUACUCAUUUACACAGAGAGAAAGGGCACGAGGACUGCCAAAGACACUGCCAUACACAAGUCAAGGAAUUUAGGGUCAGCUGGAAGUUUAGAGCAUAUGUGCAACAGGAACUUGAGAGAGUGUGAAGUGUGUGCAGGGGGAAGAUGUAGGUGGUUUGGGCGAGCAGAUAAUGAAUCGAAGCUGUAAGGCAGGCACAGACAGGAAGCUGCAGUCGAAGGAAGUGGAGACAGGAGAAACAAAAUAGGUCUGUGCCAUAACGGGCCUUUCAGUGGCACCACGAAGUGGACAGUGGAAAUCACUGGCUCACCACCCAGCUGACCUGCAGUUGCUGAAGGAGGUGCUGGGCUCUAGGUGGUGAGAGGCAGCUCAGCCAAGACUGCGCUGGGUGUGUGCAAUUCUGCAUCAGCUAGAUGGGGUGGAUUCUGACCAGACUUGAUGGUUUUAAGUCGGAACCAAUAAAUUUUAAAGAGAAGAAAAAAUAAUUUAGCCUAGUAGUAUAUAACAUAAGGCUGUAAUGGUACUUUGCUAUGAAAAUAAACACUGUUAUUCCUUAUGCAAAACACAGUUCUCUUUCUUAUUUAUGUUUUGAACUCUCUUAGCUAAGUUACUCAAUUCAUAUAUAGUAAGUUUAUACCUGUGUGCCACCCCAUAUAUUUCAUAUUACUGCUUCACAAGUACAGCUUUCUGUUUCUUUAUAAGAACACCAACCAAGUCUUAAAUAGUAACAGGCUUCAUUCAGCUCUGUACAGCAUGGCACAGGUUUCCCUGACUUGCUUCUGUGCCACUAACGUGGAAUCAGACACCAGGCAACGCUCUCACAGACCUAUCUAUGUUGUAGAAUUAUGACAUGUCAUAUCUUGCCAAAUUUUUUAAAUGUGACUUUUGCUAACUUGCUGGGUUUGGGGUUAAAUAGCAUUAUUUUGCUGCCUUUAUUGCUGUAUUUAUAGGAAAAAAGUACUGUCAUACUACUUUGUAUUGUUGUGCCAGUGUAAUGUAGAUUUAAUAUCAAUAAAUAUUUAACAAAUAA
Messenger RNA from Nycticebus coucang (slow loris), 6121 nucleotides. It is a transcript of the gene PALLD, whose product is annotated as palladin, cytoskeletal associated protein. Gene Ontology annotation, biological process: homophilic cell-cell adhesion; dendrite self-avoidance; axon guidance. The record is from RefSeq and is a predicted model, not a curated record. The coding region runs from base 209 to 4276 and encodes 1355 amino acids. Gene Ontology annotation, cellular component: axon; plasma membrane. Gene Ontology annotation, molecular function: cell-cell adhesion mediator activity; protein kinase activity. NCBI's taxonomy places the organism in Eukaryota, Metazoa, Chordata, Mammalia, Primates, Lorisidae. The transcript has 22 exons.